Eutrema salsugineum is the source of this 1526-nucleotide messenger RNA. RefSeq names its product probable sugar phosphate/phosphate translocator At2g25520. Lineage: Eukaryota; Viridiplantae; Streptophyta; Magnoliopsida; Brassicales; Brassicaceae. The record is from RefSeq and is a predicted model, not a curated record. Gene Ontology annotation, molecular function: antiporter activity. Gene Ontology annotation, cellular component: endosome; trans-Golgi network; Golgi apparatus. The transcript has a single exon. Bases 136 to 1179 code for a protein of 347 amino acids.
AUUGACAUAAGAGAAACAGAGAGGCAGAGAGAGAGAGAGUCUCUCUUCUAUCUUGCGCAGCUCUGCUUAACCUGCGCACCGCCACCACCUCCACCUCCUCCGGCGACCCAAAACCAAAAACCCACCACCAAAAACAUGGGGAAAGGUCGCGCAUUAAGCGACGGAGUGUUAAAGAAGAUCAUCCUCUCUUACACAUACGUCGCAAUCUGGAUCUUCCUCAGCUUCACCGUAAUCGUCUACAACAAAUACAUCCUCGACAAAAAGCUCUACAAUUGGCCAUACCCAAUCACACUCACCAUGAUUCACAUGGCUUUUUGCUCUUCCUUAGCCGUAAUUCUCAUCAAAGUCUUCAAAAUCGUCGAGCCAGUCUCCAUGUCUCGCGAGACUUACCUCAGAUCCGUCGUCCCCAUCGGCGCGUUGUACUCACUCUCCCUCUGGUUAUCGAACUCGGCCUACAUCUACCUCUCCGUCUCCUUUAUCCAGAUGCUCAAAGCCCUAAUGCCCGUCGCCGUUUACUCGAUCGGGGUUUUGCUAAAGAAGGAGACUUUCAAAUCUCAGACCAUGACGAACAUGCUCUCGAUCUCAUUCGGUGUAGCGAUCGCUGCUUACGGCGAAGCGAAAUUCGAUGUCUGGGGUGUUGUUCUUCAGCUCGGAGCUGUUGCUUUCGAAGCUACGAGGUUGGUUCUGAUUCAGAUCUUGCUUACUUCUAAAGGAAUCAAUCUUAAUCCGAUCACUUCUUUGUAUUACGUUGCUCCUUGUUGUAUGGCUUUCCUCUCUGUUCCUUGGAUGUUCGUUGAGUUCCCGAUUCUGAGGGAUACGUCGAGUUUCCAUUUCGAUUUCGUUGUUUUCGGAACGAAUUCGGUUUGUGCUUUUGCUUUGAAUCUCGCUGUGUUCCUCCUCGUUGGGAAGACUUCAGCUUUGACCAUGAAUGUGGCUGGUGUGGUUAAAGACUGGCUCUUGAUUGCGUUUUCGUGGUCUGUGAUUAAGGAUACGGUCACGCCGUUGAAUCUGUUUGGUUAUGGGCUUGCGUUUUUGGGUGUUGGGUAUUAUAAUCAUUGCAAGCUUCAGGCUUUGAAGGCUAAAGAUGCGCAAAAGAAGGUUCAAGAGAGUGAUGAGGAAGCUGGGAAGCUUUUGGUUGAGAGGGAAAGUGAAGUUGCUGGAAAAGAAACUCAAGAUUGAGAAGAGAUCUUGAUUCUUGUUCAAGAAUGCGUUUCAGGGAAUAAGAGCUAAAGGGUUAGAGGAUGAUUUUUUGGAAAGACUUUUUUUUUGCUUGUAGUUGUUCGUCUACGUUUAAGUUAUGGUUAAGUUAUGAUUUUACAUAGUGAUUGAUAGGUACAAAGGGGGUUUUAAGAGGUUUAUUGAAUCUUUUUGAAACUUCAUUGUAUCUUCUAUUGAGUUUGGGUUUGUUUUCUUACUUCUUUAUGGAUCUAUUAUCUUUGCGGGUAAACAAUUGUUGUAGUAGUAAUUUAUUUGAUAUUUUGCUUAUUGAGAUUGUUACAAUGUCAAAUUGAAACUCCUUUUCUUUA